UCCGUCCGCGCGGGCCGGGCGCUGUGGCGGCGGCCGGAGCGGCGGCGGCCGUGGCGGCGGGGAGCGGGCCUCGCGCGGCGGGGCCAUGCCGCUGGCCGCCAUGAUGGCGUGCUGCCUGAGCGACGAGCUCAAGGAGUCCAAGCGCAUCAACGCCGAGAUCGAGAAGCAGCUGCGGCGCGACAAGCGGGACGCCCGGCGGGAGCUCAAGCUGCUGCUGCUCGGCGCGGGCGAGAGCGGCAAGAGCACAUUCAUCAAGCAGAUGCGCAUCAUCCACGGCGCGGGCUACUCGGAGGAGGACAAGCGCGGCUUCGCGCGGCUGGUGCACCACAACGUGCUGACGGCGGCGCAGGCGCUGGUGCGCGCCAUGGACGCGCUCAGGAUCCCCUACGAGGACUCCCGCAGCCAGGCUCACGCGCUGCUCAUCCGCGAGGUGGACGUGGAGAAGGUGGCGGCGCUCGAGCCGCGCCACGUGAGCGCCAUCAAGGCGCUGUGGGCGGACCCGGGCGUGCAGGAGUGCUACGACCGCCGGCGCGAGUACCAGCUCUCCGACUCGGCCAAGUACUACCUGACCGACGUGGACCGCAUCGCCACGGCCGGCUACCUGCCCACCCAGCAGGACGUGCUGCGCGUGCGCGUGCCGACCACCGGCAUCAUCGAGUACCCCUUCGACCUGGAGAACAUCAUCUUCAGGAUGGUGGACGUGGGCGGGCAGCGUUCCGAGCGCAGGAAGUGGAUCCACUGCUUCGAGAACGUCACGUCCAUCAUGUUUCUCGUGGCCCUCAGCGAGUACGACCAGGUCCUGGUGGAGUCCGACAGUGAGAACCGCAUGGAGGAGAGCAAGGCGCUGUUCCGCACCAUUGUCACCUACCCCUGGUUCCAGAGCUCGUCCGUCAUCCUCUUCCUCAACAAGAAAGACCUGCUGGAGGACAAGGUCCUCUACUCGCACCUGGUCGACUACUUCCCCGAGUUCGACGGCCCGCCUCGGGACGCGCAGGCCGCCCGCGAGUUCAUCCUGAAGAUGUUUGUGGACCUGAACCCCGACAGCGACAAGAUCAUCUACUCGCACUUCACCUGUGCCACCGACACGGAGAACAUCCGCUUCGUGUUCGCCGCCGUCAAGGACACCAUCCUGCAGCUCAACCUCAAGGAGUACAACCUGGUGUGAGCGGUGCGGUGCGGGCCCUCGCUCUGGCCUUUGAGGAAGAACACUGGCCGCCCCACACCCCUGGCCUCACUCGUGCCCCCAGGGUGACCGGGCUCAGCUUUCUCAGGGGUCUCCCUCGGGGUGGGGGCGGGGGUGACGGUGACACAGAACAGGCGGUGCUUUGCCCACAGCCGAGAGGGCAUGGGGGCCGUCGCCUCCGGGAAGGCCUCUGGGCCAGGCCAAGCACUGAGCCAGAGCGGGGACCUCCUCCCACGCGGACUCCCGCCCAGGGCGGCGGAGUGGGUGAGGACCCCAACUACAGUGUAGACAACACUACUGUGCCCGCCGCCCUCAGCCUUCCUUUUUGCACAGUGGGGGGCAGGGCCCCCUCCCCCCCCAGGUGGCUGCUGGGGGGCAGCACAGAUGGGGAGCCAGGCUGCCGCCCCACCCCUCGGACCGUCAGUGCCACGGUGCUCCGGCCUGGGGCCCCUGGCUCCCCGUCCUCCAGGGCGGCUUGGUGGCUCCUGUGGGACCCGGCGUGGGAUCCCGGGGGGCACCCGCAGUAUUACACCCGCCCCAGCGGGGAUGUGGCAGAGCGCCAAGCACCCCAGCCUCGCCCCGCAGUCUGGAUGUCGGCACCGUGCCUCGCGGAGGGAGGGCUGGCCAGGGCGUCCGGAAGACCCCGCCCGCCGCCGCCGCCGCCGCUGCAGGUCUUUAAAGGUGUUUUUUUGUUUUCUGGUUCUUGUCACUCAAGAUUCAUGUCGUGCUGUGGGGGCGAGGCCUGGGGUGGGGGUGCGGGGUCCCCAGGGGAGGGCCCUACGUCUCUGUCGCCCGGCACAAGUCGACUUUUCUUACCUUUCUCCAGAAAUGACUCUGUUUUGGAUCAGAAUAAAUUUUAUUCCUAAAUGC
Messenger RNA from Erinaceus europaeus (western European hedgehog), 2053 nucleotides. It is a transcript of the gene GNA11, whose product is annotated as G protein subunit alpha 11. The transcript is spliced from 7 exons. The record is from RefSeq and is a predicted model, not a curated record. Gene Ontology annotation, biological process: adenylate cyclase-modulating G protein-coupled receptor signaling pathway; phospholipase C-activating dopamine receptor signaling pathway; action potential. Gene Ontology annotation, molecular function: GTPase activity; G protein-coupled receptor binding; G-protein beta/gamma-subunit complex binding. Gene Ontology annotation, cellular component: heterotrimeric G-protein complex. NCBI's taxonomy places the organism in Eukaryota, Metazoa, Chordata, Mammalia, Eulipotyphla, Erinaceidae. Bases 86 to 1165 code for a protein of 359 amino acids.